GCUGACGCGGAAGUGGCUGCAGCGCCGUGUGGAGGCCUCUACUUACCCGCACGCGAAACCGUAGCCAGUGCGCGGGCUCUGCUUUCUGACGCAUAUUACCGAAUUCUGCUUUAUCACGUUUAUUCGGGAGCCUGAGCUCCGUGACCUAUAGUUUAUAUGUCGUGCGUUCACUUGGAGGCCACCGACGGGAGCGGGCGCUUCGCUCUGCCUAAUGGGGAGACCAUGAUAGGAAGAGGACCCUUCUUGGGUGUUUCAGAUAAAAGAGUAUCCAGAAGCCAUGCUGUACUUGAAGUGGUUGAUAACAGGCUAAGAAUUAAACCAGUACAUGUGAAUCCGUGUUUCUAUCAAGUCAAAGGGGAAAGGACAUUUGUACCCCUGGAAAAAGAUGAGUGGUGCUGGCUGCGCCCAGGCGACUGCUUUUCACUCUUGCCCGAUAAAUAUACCUUCAGGGUAAUUGCAGAAGAGAAAGAAACAUUAAGAAAUGAAGCACUUCACCAGGACACUGGUUUAAGUGAUAGUCCUCCCUGCUCUUCAAGUGCAUCUGAAAUAAAGGAGAAGCCUAUCUCAGUGGGAGAUACAUCAAAGCAAUCCAUAUUGUGUACGGUUCAUGAAUCUCAAGAAGAGGCUGCGUCUACUUCAGCAGUAUAUAUAGAAGUUAAUGAAAAGGCAGGAUCUACUCAGAGGAAACGUGUUCUGCCAGACUGGAUGUUAAAGGGAGAUCUUAAAAUUAAAAGCCUACUGGUGCCUCUUAGUAAACCAGGAACAAAGAAAAGAAUUGGAACAGAGCAAAACGUGGUUAUGAGUUACAGUGGUGAAAAUUCAAAGGGGAAGAAAGCUUUGUCCAAAAGGAAUGUUCCGGAAGAUGUGGAGGAAGAAUGCCUUAAGAAAAAAAGGAACCAAUUAGAGGUUUUGUCUACAACAUCAUCCAAGGGCAACAUUCCAAUGGAAGACUCAGAUUGUCAUCUCAAAAGACCAGUGUUGUCAGAUGAUGAUGAUGAUGAUGAUGAUGAUGAUGAUGAUGACAUGGAGGUGCAGAACAAUGAUUUUUCACAAGUUACUAAAAAGGAACAGAAGAGAGGAUGUGAAAAUGACCACAACAAUACUGGGGUUGGCAGUCAAUCGUUUAAACCCUCUAAACCGUCAAACUUUAAUAGAGCUGAUGAAGAAAUCCCAGAUCAGAGCCUGGUAGAAGACGUUUCAUACAGUGAAGCAGAUUCACCCCAAGCAGCGUCUAAUAAAAGGACCCUUUGCAUGUAUGGAGAACAUUGCUACAGAAAAAACCCAGCUCAUUUCCAAGAGUUUUGUCACCCAGGAGACAGUGAUUAUUGUGAUGCUGAGAAUGGGAGUCAAGAUGACAAGCCAGAGUGUCCAUAUGGAACUGAUUGUUAUAGGAAGAACCCACAGCAUAAAUUAGAAUAUAAACACACAAAGCCACCAGGAGGAGGCAGGCGUCUGCGAAGAAGGCCUGCAAAGAAAGGAAAGGGUGUUUUGGAUGAUGACAAUGGAGAGCCCAAUGAAUAUGAUCUGGAUGAUAGCUUCAUAGAUGAUGAUGAGGAGGAGGAUUUUGACAACACUGAUGAAGAUUCAGACUGGAUGCCAGAUACUGAGGAUAGGGACAGUGAAGAUGUGAAGACGCUGCUCAAAGAAGCUAACAAAUUUGUUAAAGGAAACCAUUAGUAUGACUGAUAUGCAUUGCUGUGCUUUAAAUUUUAAAAUUUAAUAUUGUUAUGACUUCAUCUAUACAGCAACAGGAUGUUGGUAAUGUCAGGUAAAUAGAAUUUGGUCUCGGGUUUGACAUAUUUGUAACCACUGAAAUGCAUGUUUUUAAAAUAAACUAUAGUUUUAUAUAA
Messenger RNA from Spea bombifrons (plains spadefoot toad), 1850 nucleotides. RefSeq names its product aprataxin and PNKP like factor (gene APLF). Gene Ontology annotation, molecular function: DNA-(apurinic or apyrimidinic site) endonuclease activity; protein binding; 3'-5' exonuclease activity. The coding region runs from base 157 to 1677 and encodes 506 amino acids. Gene Ontology annotation, cellular component: site of double-strand break; nucleus. The record is from RefSeq and is a predicted model, not a curated record. Lineage: Eukaryota; Metazoa; Chordata; Amphibia; Anura; Pelobatidae. The transcript is spliced from 11 exons. Gene Ontology annotation, biological process: double-strand break repair.